Theileria orientalis strain Shintoku is the source of this 639-nucleotide messenger RNA. Its product is annotated as 2-C-methyl-D-erythritol 2,4-cyclodiphosphate synthase. The coding region runs from base 1 to 639 and encodes 212 amino acids. Gene Ontology annotation, molecular function: 2-C-methyl-D-erythritol 2,4-cyclodiphosphate synthase activity. NCBI's taxonomy places the organism in Eukaryota, Apicomplexa, Aconoidasida, Piroplasmida, Theileriidae. The transcript has a single exon. Gene Ontology annotation, biological process: terpenoid biosynthetic process. The record is from RefSeq and is a predicted model, not a curated record.
AUGUUUAAAUUAUUUCUUGUAUAUUAUUUAACCAGUUUGAAUCAGUCUGAGUGUGUUAAAUUUAAUAAAUCCGUCGAACUUCAGCAACGGCACCAUGUGGCAAACGUGACCAGCGUCGUUCCCUCGCCCUCCUACCCGGACCCCAAUCACUACAGGGUCGGAAUAGGCUACGACCUCCACAGGCUCGUACGCUCAACUUCCCUUGGGAGGCCUCUCAAGCUCGGCGGCGUCUCCGUUCCCGGCAGCUCAGUCCGGGUCCUCGCACACAGCGACGGCGACGUGGUCCUGCACUCGGUCUCCGAUGCGAUCCUGGGCGCCUUGGGCAAGGGCGACAUCGGCGACUACUUCCCCGACUCCGACCCGCAGUUCGAGGGCCUCGACUCCGCCAAGGUCCUCCGCAGCGUCGUCGAGCUCAUGUCUGAGCUGAACUACCUCCUCGUCAACGUCGACGUCUGCAUACUGCUCGAGUCGCCCAAGCUCGGGCCCCUCAAGGCGAGGAUUCGCGACAGCCUGGGCGUGCUCCUCGGCCACAGCGCCGUCGUCAACGUCAAGGCGAAGACCAACGAGCGCCUCGACUCGGUCGGCGGCGGUUUCGCCGUGGCUUGCCACUCCGUGGCGCUUCUGCGUCACCGCAGCUGA